This is a messenger RNA of Alosa sapidissima (American shad), 4159 nucleotides long. It is a transcript of the gene osmr, whose product is annotated as oncostatin M receptor. Lineage: Eukaryota; Metazoa; Chordata; Actinopteri; Clupeiformes; Clupeidae. The transcript is spliced from 17 exons. The coding region runs from base 745 to 3624 and encodes 959 amino acids. The record is from RefSeq and is a predicted model, not a curated record. Gene Ontology annotation, molecular function: protein binding.
CCUAAAAUGUUAUUUCAGAUCUUAAGUCUUUAACAUAGGGUUAUUACUUAGGGUAAUUUUCAUUGAUUUUGUUUUGGUUAGGCCCUGCUGCCAUGGUGUCAGGUGUUAUCCAUCUCAUAAUAAGCCUUUACUAUCGUAGGCCUAUUUUAAUAAAAGCCUAAGCCCUAGCCUGUCGAAAUUAAAACUUAUAAUUAGACUACUUGAGACCUUUUCAUAACCUGAUCAUAAUGUAACAAACCAAAACACUUUAACCACAGGGCCUAGUCAAUAACCAUUUUCAGACAAUUAAAUGCCUAAUAGGCUAGACAGAAAGAAAGAAAAAAAACAAUGCUGAACCUCAUCUCUAGAUGGCACUGCGUAGUGAGAAUUAGUAGCGCGGCUAGAAAUCUGAUAGACAGAUUCUUCACACUUCGCAUAUCUCUAAAAAAGGCGUAGACGAUGAUCUGACAUCAAUAAGUGACCAUGUAGACCUAGGCUACUACAGUAGUCUCAUAGAUAUAGGCCUACGGUAGGCCUAAGAUAGCAUUACUUAUAGGAGUGUGGAUUAAUUAGCCUACAUCAACUGUGAGGGUCACUUGAUGGAUGGACUACCUGAGAAAAUCUCUUGCAACCACGAGAUGCAAGCAAGCCCAUAGAUUUUACCAUAGGCUGAACGACUUGUUUUUCAUAGCCUAGCCUAUAUUUUAGCUAUUCAUAUGUGCUAUUUGUGUUUUGGAGAAACUGAGGAGUGAUUGAUGGAAUCCAAUGGAUCAGGCGUUGUGGUGUACAUGUCUUAUACUUGCGAUCAUUUGUAACGGCUGGUGCAAAGGUUUUGAUUUUAUGGACUUUACACCGAUUAAAUUUAAAUUGUAUCCACAAGAUCAUCAACAUAUUGUGGUAAACUGGACAGUAGACAGCGCACUUGAAAAUGUUACUUAUGAAAUCCAAGUGGCCCGCACAGAGAACUUCAACCUAAUUGAAAGUGUAAACAUAAGCACUAAAUCACAAAACUCUGAAGAACCAUUCCAAACUUGGACAUGGACAUCGAAAUUGCCUUUACAGUGCACUGAUCACUCUGUGAGGAUGAGACUUAUCUACAACUACAACUCUACUUUUGUAGAUUCCUGGAGCCAGUGGAAAACUCAUACAGGUAAGAAAAUAAAUGUUAUAAACUGUUAUCAUGUAAAUGAAUCAGUUAUUGUAACUGAUGAAUGUCUGGCUCAUGAUUACAUUCGUUUUUUAUUAACUCGGUUCUCCCCUGAGUCUUCUCCAAGACUGUCUCCAAGAUGUUUUUUGGGGGGGGGAUUUUGUCCAUGUGUGGUUCGUUUUUUUUUUUCUUCAGAUGAAGGUGCUCAUGAUGUCUGGGAUGAGCCGCAGAUAUUUCCAUCUGAAGAGGUUUUCCAGGAGAGAUCUGAAGUAUACUUCUGUUGUGUGGCACCAAGGGACGCCCAAGUCACCAGCAUAACCUUCAACAGAACACGAUACCCCCUCAUCAGCAUCAGUAGCCAGGUCAAAGCCAUCGCAGUGGACAAUCUUAAUAUCACCUCUGAACUGGGGGUCAGCUUAGUUUGUCUUGACUCCAAAGGCGAUGAGGGCAUCACUUCAAACUUUGUCACUUUCCCUCCACAGAAGCCCAGAAAUGUGAGCUGUGAGACGGAGGAUUUGAAAGUCUGGAGCUGUAGAUGGGAUCCUGGAAGACCGCCUAACUUGCACAAGCGCCACGUGCACCACUAUGCUCUGCUUGUAGAGAACUCAGGCCAUGAUCUCAUCAGGUGUGACAUGUCCUCAUGUAGCUUUCUGGCUGUUUCACACCUGAGUGAGUAUUAUGUCACUGUGGUGGUAACAAGCAGUCUAGGGCAAGAAAUGGAGAGCAUCAAGUUCCAUGCACUGGACAGAGUUUUUCCAGUUGCCAAGAGUUUGUCUGUGAUUCCUGACGUGCAUCAAGCGAAUGUCUCUUGGACUAUAGAAGGGAACUUUACAAAGAUUCCAAUGAUUUGUCAAGUCCAAAUUAUUCCUGAGGGAAAUGUCUUGACCAUUGAACAGACUGGAGGUUUAGCGCUACACUUUUCUUGUCAACUGGAAAACUUAAAACCCAGCACUCAGUACUCUGUGAAGGUACAAUGUGCAGUUUCUGGGAGAAGAUGGAGGAAGUGGGCUGGCCCACUAUUCUUUAACACACAUCCCCUGGUUCUUUUGGACAUCUGGAGGAGUAUACAAGCCCUUCCAAGUGGUCGCCGUGUCAUUUUAACAUGGAGGACAUAUACCAGUGACAUGCAGCUUGAUGUCAAGUCAUAUGAAAUUCGACUGCAGCAGGAGAACAGCCUGGGAACGUUGUGGACUAACACAACGAGUGUUAACCCACAAGUUAAUCAGACUGAGUUCUUCAUCGAUGAGCAAGGGUGUAACAUUUCUGUCUAUGCCAACAUCACAGCUGGAAUCUCUGUUGCAUCUCAUAUUUUCAUCCCUCCUGCAAAACACUCUGAAAAUGCUGUUAUCCCAAAAAGGGUGGUUGGCAGUGUCAGAACUGGGUUUAUGCUGUCAUGGACAGAAGAUCCUAGUGCUGUAUGCGGGUACACAGUAGAGUGGUGUCACAAUGGGAGUGGUGUACUGCCUUGCACCCCUAGCAACCUUCAAUGGCAAACAGUGCGCAGAAGUAACACAUCCUUAUCACUCAAAGCAGGAUCUUUUAUGGGCGGCUGCAGAUAUACAUUCAAUGUGUUAAGGUGCAGAGAGGAUGGACAUCACCUGAUUGAGACACACAUUGGCUACUUACAGGAACAGACACCCACACAGUUCGUACAAAUUCAGAAUUAUCCAGUGGUGACAUCUUCCUCUGCCACAAUUGAAUGGAGUUUUCCGGAAGAUGAUCCCCGGCACCCCGGUUUCAUCUCAGGCUACCUUGUGACUUUUCAGAAUGGCCACUGGAGUGACCAGAAUCAUAAUUCCUACAACCUUUCAAUAGACAACCCACACAGGAAAUCCAUCACAGUCAACAGUCUGUGGGAGAGCAGAGAGUACAGCUUCUGCGUCCAGCCAUGUACGUCAGCAGGCCCUGGCCCCUCUACGUGCCGCACAUUCAGAACCUCCCCUGACUACACUCACUUUUGGGUGAAGAUUUUAAUCCCGGUGAUAUUCCUUUUUGGUUGCUGCAUUCUUCUUUGGCCAUAUUGGAAAAGACUGAGGAGUACAGUUGUGGAGAUUUUCACGCAUCCAACCAAGGUGAACGUGAACGUAUUACAGCUGGACAGCUCUCUUUACGAGACGAGCGAGAGGAUUCGAGCCCUGACUGUGGAAGACUGUUUGUGCUGUGACCUUGAGAUCAUAGAGGUCAAGCCUGGCGUGGCAGAGUGCAAGUGUCUGGUCUAUCCCAACGAGGCCAGUUGUUCUUUCGCCCCGUUGACGGCCUGCUGCUGCACAGAGCUGACCGACGACGUGUGGGGCGAUCCCGUUAGUGAGAGGGGCGUGAGUGUGUGCAAUUUCACAUACUCGCCGACCUUCACAGAGGUGUCAUUUUGUCGGUCAUCGUUCAGCUCAGAUGGUCUCACAGAGGGACAGCCUGUCCAACCACACGACACAUGUACCACAGACUAUGUUGUGUCUGCAGAAGAUCAGGAUGCCACGGGCCCAAUUGUAUUUUCAACGUAAUUAAAACUACUUUUUGUGAAGUAAUACUGAGUGGACAAUGGUGCAAUAUUAUAGUCACUUUUAUCCACUCAUUCAUCACCUCUCGUCUGGACUAUUGCAAUGGUGUCCUGUCUGGUCUGCCCAGCAAGGUCCUUGACAGGCUAUGUCCAGAACUCAGCUGCCAGGGUCUUAACAAGCACAAAAACCCUGGCAGCAUAUCAGCCCCCCCAUCCUCAUACAGCUUCACUGACUAAAAUCCUCCUCACCUAGAAAUCUCUCUACACCAGUAUCUUACGGGUUCCUCACGGUCCCUGUGGUCCUCUGACAAGGAUCAGCAUGCCAUUCCCCGCACCAGACUCCAGACCUUUGGGGACAGAGCCUUCUGUGCUGCUGCCCCCAGUCUAUGGAACAAGCUACCCCACCAUAUACACACUGCCCCCUCCCUAGGUGUGUUCAAAAAACACCUGUUCUCUGAGGCCUUUGGCCUCUGACCCCCCAUUCCCUACCCAUCCCUUUAUUUGUCAAGAGACCUUGAGUAUCCUAAAAGGCGCUAUAU